AACCGUUGCAGAGUUAUAGCAAGUGCUAAAAUUAUCGUGCAUACACAUUGUUUCUAAAACUUAGCGUAAGCGACACAAUGCAUUUUAUCGUAAGCGACAUUAGCGCGCCACCGUAGGCGUUUACUAUAAACAAACCUGUAGUGACAUGUUGUUUAUUUCCGCAAAAGUUCUGAUGCAACAAACAUCGCUCCCGUUGUUUUGAUUGUAAAAAAAUAGAUUUACGCAUAAAAACGUUUUAAAUAGUGUUUAUUAUUGUGUAGUUAAUGUGUUAAUUCAAUUAGAAGUGUACUUCGAGAGGAAACUCAACAGUAAUUUAUCAAAUAAAUCAGCUAUGUCGACUCCAGCAGCGAAGUCACGGAUGAAGAAAAUUAUGCAGCUAAUAACACCACCACUCCCCGCGCAAGAAAGUUAUCCUGAAACUGCUUUUACCGAGAACAUACAGCAAGAUACAGAGUCAGUUUUGGAUUCAUACUUGCCACCAGGCAACAACAACGAAACUGAUAUAGAAUCAAUAUUGAGUGGUGCAACAUCACCAUCCAUAGUCGAUUUUAUUUGUAAUACCGAUUUAAAUUUUGAGCAAAAUACCAACUCAUGUACGAUAUUGCCUUCAACUAAACUUGUUGAGUACAGCGAUUCUGAUACUGACAAUUCUUACACUCUAAUGGAUUUAGAUAAUCAAAAUGAAAUACCACAUGUAGACAUAACAAAAAAUGGCCAAACUAAUUUAGAGGACCCUGCUAUGUCAACUUUCUUUAAUCGAUUAAUAGAGCCUAGCACCAGUUCACUGUCUGACCAACAAGAGCAAAACGUGUUAAGGAAGUCCUUCGAGUCCCACAACGUUAGUGAUUACAUUGAUAGUGAAGAUUCAUGGAAGCCAGCCUCAUCGUCUAGUGGUUCAGAUGAAGAUGAGUCAGCUCAACAAAUUGAAGAAGAAACGAAUGUUGGUAAAAGAGGAUAUAGGAAAAUAAAACAUUUACCAAAACGUCUAUUAUCAAAAAAAAAUCGCAGUGCGGCUAUGGGGAAAUCUGUUCAACCUAAUCCUUGCAUGAAUAAAAGAUGCGGUAAUUCAUGUGCAAGUAAAUUUACUGAAGACGAUCGUACUAAUAUUUUUGAAAACUAUUGGGGAUUAGGUUGUGCUAAAAGACAGAAAGAUUUUCUAUUGUCAUGUGCUAAGGAGAAACCAAUUGGCAGAUAA
Spodoptera litura is the source of this 1195-nucleotide messenger RNA. NCBI's taxonomy places the organism in Eukaryota, Metazoa, Arthropoda, Insecta, Lepidoptera, Noctuidae. The record is from RefSeq and is a predicted model, not a curated record.